CCAACCAGUAGUUUGCGAUCUGUUAAUUGUCUCUGAAGCGUAUUCAGCAGCCCGAGAGCAGAUACGAACAAGCAAUGAGAGGUUUCAUCGUAGCCAGCCUCUGGCUAGUUCUGACGACGAGCGUUGCCCUCGGUUCACCCGUCGGCAGCUGCUCUACGUUCUCCGGCUCGGGCUCGAUAACCUUCCUGCGUGACGACAGGAACUGCUCCGUCUUCUACGAGUGCGUCUCCACCGAGCCUACCAUGGUGGUGUGCCCCAGCGGGCUGCACUUCAACGCGGUGCUCAAGGUGUGCGACUGGCCGGCGGCCGCGGGCUGCUCCGUCACCACGCCGGCCCCCGUCAAGUCGACGGUCUUUACGCGCGCCACGCCCCAACCCGAGGCGACGCCGGACAAGGCAGAGCCGCCCGGCGCCCAGACCGUCAUCUUCACGCGCGAGCCCUCCAGCACAGUUCCCGCGCCGGUCGACGUCGUCCCAGUGAAGCCGCAAGAAAGCACGGAGUGCCCCGCGGUCGGCGGCUGUCCCAAGUACAACGGCGACGACACUCUGGUGAUCCAACUGCCGCACGCUUUCAACUGCAGCCGCUUCUGCAUGUGCGACCACGGGAAGCCGGUCACGUUCGAAUGUCCCAGCGGGCUGCACUACAACAAGGCAGAAGGCAUCUGCGACUGGCCCGUCAACGCCAAGUGCGUGCCCGACAGAGGAUUCGCUGGUAUGUGGUCUCCGCCGGAGCCAGAUGUUCCCGCCGAGUCGUCCAGGCGGCGACGCUCCUGGAACCUCAUCCGCUUCCCCUAGUCACCAACAAUCCAGCUUUGAUUAACUUCUCACGGUUUGGAUUCACAGUCAUAUGAUAUUUCUUAAAAGAACCACACGAAACUGGAAGACUACAAACUGUAACAAGGUAACUUUGCAGUGUUACUUGAAAAUGGCCAUAAGGCCGAAAUUGCAAUAGUAACAAAUAUUUUAUACAGUCAACGGCGACUACGAUGUCUUUUAAGGAUCCCAGCUUUGGUUUACAAAUUACAAUGACCUCACAGUAACUCAAAAUUUUUCUAAAAUUACUUUCCAGCUCUGUUAUGUAACCACUUUUCUGGAAUGCAUUAACAAGUUGACAAUAACCUACGGUGCGUUCGACAUCAUUAAGACUGAGAUAUAAAUGUAGCAUAAAAAGUGACUUAUUACAGCGGGACAAUGUUAACUAUGUGUAAGUACACACAGACUCAUUCACACAAACGUGAUCGAACAUUACAAAUACACACACACACACACACACACACACACACACACACACACACACACACACACACACAUACAUAU
This is a messenger RNA of Schistocerca nitens (vagrant locust), 1316 nucleotides long. Its product is annotated as probable chitinase 10. The transcript is spliced from 2 exons. Gene Ontology annotation, cellular component: extracellular region. Lineage: Eukaryota; Metazoa; Arthropoda; Insecta; Orthoptera; Acrididae. Gene Ontology annotation, molecular function: chitin binding. The record is from RefSeq and is a predicted model, not a curated record. The coding region runs from base 75 to 794 and encodes 239 amino acids.